Molecule: messenger RNA, 771 nt
Organism: Sclerotinia sclerotiorum 1980 UF-70
Lineage: Eukaryota; Fungi; Ascomycota; Leotiomycetes; Helotiales; Sclerotiniaceae
Exons: 2
Coding region: 1-771 (256 amino acids)
Molecular function (GO): oxidoreductase activity
Source: RefSeq, a predicted model, not a curated record
AUGGCCGAUAUUUCGGCACCAGCUCUCGAGAAAGCAGCUGCAAAACUCAAGCAAUUAGUUCCAUCAGCCCACAAAGUCGAAGUUCAAGUUUGUGACGUCUCAAAAGAAUCUGAUAUCGAAAAGACCGUUGCUCAUCUUGAAUCUUGGGGUGGUAUCGAUAUCAUGUUCAACAAUGCUGGAAUUAUGCAUGCUGAUGAUGCCGAUGCUAUCGAUACCCCUGAGAAGAUUUGGGAUUUGACUCAAGCUAUUAACGUCAAGGGUGUUUGGUUCGGUUGUAAACACGCUGUUAUUUCCAUGCGAAAGAACAAGAAGACACGUGGUUCUAUCAUCAACACCGCUUCCGUCGUUGCACUUGUUGGUUCUGCUACCCCUCAAUUAGCAUACACAGCUUCCAAGGGAGCAGUUUUGGCUUUGACCAGAGAAUUGGCAAUUGUUCACGCCAGAGAAGGAAUCAGAUUCAAUGCAUUGUGCCCAGCACCAUUGAAUACUCCAUUGCUCCAAGAUUGGUUAGGAGAUGAUCAACCAAAGAGACUCAGACGUGAGAUUCAUUUCCCAAGUGGAAGAUUCGGAGAGGCUAUUGAGCAGGCUCAAGCCGUUUUGUUCUUGGCUAGUGAUGAGAGUAGCUUUGUUAACGGACAGGAUUUCGUCGUCGACGGCGGCAUGACAAAAGCCUACGUAACUCCCGAAGGUCCACCACUCGCCGCUCCAUCCAACAACGCCCUCCUCAGCGAACAAGUCGAUGCUAUUCGCGGUACCGGUGUCCCUAAAUAG